AACCCUUUUUCUGAGUCCAUUUACCUAUAAAAGCCAGGUUAAAGAAACCCUAGGGUUUCUCAUUAGCUCAAUCCUUCAGUUUGCAGCUGUUUCUCGCUCCACUGCCAGAGAUCCGUCAAGCUAAUAACAAUGACCAAGCGUACAAAGAAGGCUGGUAUUGUUGGAAAAUAUGGUACCCGUUAUGGUGCCAGUUUGAGGAAGCAAAUUAAGAAGAUGGAGGUUAGUCAGCACAGCAAAUUUUUCUGUGAAUUUUGUGGGAAGUAUGCUGUGAAGAGGAAGGCUGUUGGAAUUUGGGGCUGCAAGGACUGCGGGAAAGUCAAAGCAGGCGGUGCCUACACUUUGAACACUGCCAGUGCUGUGACUGUGAGGAGCACAAUCAGAAGGCUGAGGGAACAAACCGAGAGCUGAGCAUUAUUAUUGGGGUCAUUUUACUUGUCUGUGCUGUCGCUUUAGCUAGACUACUUCAAAAUGUUUGAGGAUGUUACAUCUACUUUUUUUUCAAGUAGUAUACAGUUUUAACUUUUGAUGAUUUGCUAUUUAGUUGUUUAUGUGAUGUUUUUUUCCUCUUAAAAAAUGACAUAUUUGCUGUGCAAAA
Messenger RNA from Ricinus communis (castor bean), 595 nucleotides. RefSeq names its product 60S ribosomal protein L37a. Lineage: Eukaryota; Viridiplantae; Streptophyta; Magnoliopsida; Malpighiales; Euphorbiaceae. Bases 130 to 408 code for a protein of 92 amino acids. The transcript has 5 exons. Gene Ontology annotation, cellular component: ribosome. Gene Ontology annotation, molecular function: structural constituent of ribosome. Gene Ontology annotation, biological process: translation. The record is from RefSeq and is a predicted model, not a curated record.